Molecule: messenger RNA, 2530 nt
Organism: Mercurialis annua (annual mercury)
Lineage: Eukaryota; Viridiplantae; Streptophyta; Magnoliopsida; Malpighiales; Euphorbiaceae
Product: cell cycle checkpoint protein RAD17
Exons: 12
Coding region: 259-2124 (621 amino acids)
Biological process (GO): DNA repair; DNA damage checkpoint signaling; mitotic DNA replication checkpoint signaling
Molecular function (GO): chromatin binding
Source: RefSeq, a predicted model, not a curated record
UUCGUUCUCAAUUAUAUAUUCUCUCUCACACAAAAACCCCGCCAAAUGAAGCCGUCUAUUCCUACCUGUAAAACCUCCGCUUAACUCCUCCAUUUCGAGGAUUCACAGUUCUCCUCUCAAGAACAACCUCAGUCGCCUAAAAACUCACCGUUCAAAGCUUCUCUAGCUUCAUAGCCAGGUCUAUAUGGACAUUAACUCUCUGAUUGAAGCUAGGUUUGUGAGUAUAAAACCCUAACAUUUGGUGGUUUGAUUUUGAUAAUGGGGAAAAGAAGUAGCCUAGUGGUUCUAUCAUCAUCUGAUGAGGAGGCGGAUAAUGCGACGUCACUGAAUUUGAAUCGGAGUUAUUCUAAACAAUCAUCAAAAUCUUUUGUUACUCGUACAAAUCCUAGACAACCAUCCAAAAGACCUCGUUUAUCCAGAGAAUCAAGAAAAUAUUCAGAUGAGAUCAGAUUCCCAAUUUAUGAUGAUUUUGAUGAAUUCUUUUAUGGGUCCAAGGUAUCUGCUGCUAAUUCGAAAGCGACACAUGGAUCAGGUCAUGAAAGUAGUAAUGUAAAGGAGUUAUGGGUUGAUAAAUACAAACCUCAAUCUUUGGAAGAACUUGCUGUUCAUAAGAAGAAAGUUGAGGAAGUUAAGGCGUGGUUUGAGAAAAGAUUGAAAGCUUCAGAGGAAAAUCUUAGCAAUUAUGUUCUUGUCAUCACUGGACAAGCUGGUACUGGAAAAUCUAUAACUAUUAACACAAUUGCAUCUCAUUUUGGAGCGACACUAUUUGAAUGGAAAACACCUACUCCUACAAUUUGGCAAGAACACAUGCAUAAUACAAAUCGAGUAGGGAUAAGCUACACAUCUAAGUUGGAUGAUUUUGUGAACUUCAGCGAAAAGAUAAGGAAGUAUGGAUUAUUUCCUUCAUCAUUUUCUGCUGAAUCAAAACCUCCAAUUAUACUCCUGAUCGAUGAUCUUCCUGUUGCAAAUGGAAGAGUUGCUUUUGAAAAACUUCAAAGCUGUUUGCUCCUUCUUGCGAGAUCAACUCAAGUACCAACAGCUAUACUGUUAACUGACUAUGGUAAAGAAGAUCCAGCAGACCACUCUGCCCGUUUCUUGGAAGAACUUCAGUUGUCUCUAGAGAGUGCUGGAGCUUGUAAGGUUUCUUUUAAUCCUAUUACAAAUAACUCUAUUAAGAAGGUUAUUACCAGAAUAUGCAAACAGGAACAUCAUAAUCUAACCACUGAACAGAUUGAUCUGAUAGCAAAAGCAAGCGGGGGUGAUAUUAGACAUGCAAUUACAUCUUUACAGCUUUUCUGUGUGCAACCAAAUAUUAUGCCUAAUUUGUCAGCAUUGUCCAACUCUAGUCCAAGUUACUCAGAUGGAAGUGCAGAUGAGAUUAAUGCUUUGAUCAGCGGUUUUUCAUCUCUAUUUGGCAGAGAUGAGACUCUUUCCCUUUUUCACGCCCUUGGCAAGUUUCUGCACAAUAAAAGGGACGCUGAAGUUCCUAUUGUAUUGGAUCACGAUGCCUUUCUUGUGAGCGAUAAAUUCUCUAGGUUGCCUAUGAAAAUGGAUGCUCCAGAAAAAGUUCUUUGCCAAGCACAUGGGCAAGCGAGGCCAAUCACUGAUUUUCUACAUGAAAAUGUUUUAGAUUUUAUAAGUGAUGAAGGAAUGGAUGCUGCCAGGGAUGUGGCUUCAUAUUUAAGUGAUGUGGACUUGCUUCUUUAUUCUUUUCGAGGAAUGUCGUCUAGGUCUAAUGAGGCAAAUAAUGUUCUUCAAUCAGCAGCUGCAUCUGUUGCUGUUCGUGGAGUAUUAUUUGGAAAUUCUUGUUCUUCAUCUUCCAGGUGGCAUGCUAUUCGCAAACCAAAGCUAUGGCAGGUUGACCAAUCUAUGUUCCGGAAUCAGAAAGAGACAAUAAGUCGAAAAUUUAUAGCUGAUGGUGGAUCCAGCUUUUCUCAAUUGCCACUAUCAGAUAUAGCUACCGAGUACAUGCCUGUGUUAAAAUGGCUGGGACAUAGAGCUUCAGGUGUUGAAGUACAUCAGGUACUUGAGAGACAUAAUGAGGCAUAUGAUGACAGUUCAGAGCAGACCAGCUUAGAUCGCGAAGAAAGCCAAAUUUCUGACGAUGAAAUAGAGGAAUGGUAAAAAAUAGUAAGUGCAUCAGAAGCAAGUUCAAUAUAAAUGGCCAUUCAGCUUCGUAAAUUUUGUGUUAUCCGGCUGCUGCUGUCUUUUACUUGAGCUUCCAAAGAGGUGAAUUAAAUAUGCAGAGAAUAUUUUUGGUUGCUAUAUUAUUUAGUUAUCAAUUUUUUCAGUUUCUAGUAGAAUCCUUGAAGGUAAAUAUGAAAGUAGAAUCCAUAGAUCCUGGUGAACAGAAUGUAUAUAUAGUCAUGGUGUGCCCUUUGUAUUCAGAUUUCUUGUGCAUCGCUCUUCUCUGUAUUGUCGUACUAACGUUAAAUGUUCGAUGUUGCAUCUAUAGAAGUUAGACAUCUAUAAGAUGUGGUUUAUUGAGAGAUGAUGUGUUUAAUAUUCCAAGUGACUUGAAGAUUUUUAA